AUAUUGGAGGGCUUUUAACCUCGCUCCAGAUUAGUGCUGCGAUCUAUGGGAUAAUUUAUCAACAUCGCUUCCGUAGCUUUCUUCAAAAAGUGUCAACUAAUCGUCCUGCACAAUGGAAGAAGUUUUAGAUAGAACAAUUGAGGAUUUCUCAGACCCUAAGAACUUGUUCACAGCCUCUGCAGGAGUUGAAGAAAAUGAUAGUCUUGAUCUAUACAGAAAGUACAAGAAACUUCAAAGGCAGUUGGAAUUUCUGGCUGUCCAGGAAGAAUAUAUUAAAGAUGAGCAAAGGAAUUUGAAGAAGGAAUAUUUACAUGCCAAAGAAGAAGUCAAGAGGAUACAAAGUGUUCCCUUGGUUAUUGGCCAAUUUUUAGAGGCGGUUGAUCAGAACACCGGUAUUGUAGGAAGUACAACAGGUUCAAAUUACUAUGUUCGUAUUUUAUCAACAAUCGAUCGUGAGCUGCUAAAACCCUCUGCCAGUGUAGCGCUUCACAAGCACAGUAAUGCUUUAGUUGAUAUCCUACCCCCAGAGGCUGACUCUUCUAUAUCUAUGCUUCAAGCAAAUGAGAAACCAGAUGUUCAGUAUGCUGAUAUCGGAGGCAUGGAUAUGCAAAAGCAAGAAAUUCGUGAGGCUGUAGAGCUGCCUCUCACUCACUUUGAACUUUACAAACAAAUUGGUAUCGAUCCACCUCGUGGUGUUCUCAUGUAUGGACCGCCUGGCUGUGGGAAAACUAUGUUAGCUAAAGCUGUUGCGCAUCACACAACAGCUGCAUUUAUUAGAGUAGUAGGUUCAGAAUUUGUGCAAAAGUAUCUAGGAGAAGGUCCCAGGAUGGUACGAGAUGUCUUUCGUCUAGCAAAGGAGAAUGCUCCAGCAAUUAUCUUCAUUGAUGAGAUUGAUGCUAUUGCAACCAAGCGAUUUGAUGCUCAAACUGGUGCUGACAGAGAGGUCCAGCGUAUUUUACUAGAAUUGUUGAAUCAAAUGGAUGGAUUUGAUCAGGCAACUAAUGUAAAGGUCAUCAUGGCAACCAAUCGAGCUGACACAUUAGAUCCUGCUUUAUUGCGUCCUGGUAGAUUAGAUCGUAAGAUCGAAUUUCCACUCCCUGAUCGUAGGCAAAAGCGACUUGUUUUCUCCACAAUCACAGCAAAAAUGAACUUGAGCGAUGAAGUUGAUCUAGAAGAUUAUGUAGCCAGGUCGGAUAAAAUUUCAGGAGCUGAUAUCAAUGCCAUUUGCCAAGAGGCUGGUAUGCAUGCUGUGAGAGAAAACAGAUACAUCGUUCUGCCUAAAGAUUUCGAGAAAGGUUACAAGAAUAAUAUCAAGAAGGAUGAAUCAGAGCAUGAAUUCUAUAAAUAAGUUACUGAUCUUUACUUUAAGCCUGUUUUGUAAAUUAUUGCUCCCCUACUGACCCAAUUUGUUUUUUUUCUCCCUAAUUUUGUAGGAUUAAUGUUCAUAGCUUUCAGUUUUUUAAUUCUUCCUCAUAUUGUGUUUUAAGAAAAAAUACUGUUUGUACUAUUUCUUGUAUUUUUGAUAAAAACUAUAAUUUCAAAAUGCACAUCCUUAUCUCUCUCUUAAA
This is a messenger RNA of Bemisia tabaci, 1568 nucleotides long. Its product is annotated as 26S proteasome regulatory subunit Rpt3. NCBI's taxonomy places the organism in Eukaryota, Metazoa, Arthropoda, Insecta, Hemiptera, Aleyrodidae. The record is from RefSeq and is a predicted model, not a curated record. Gene Ontology annotation, molecular function: ATP hydrolysis activity; ATP binding.